AUGUCGUGCCCUCUGACUUUGUUUCGGAAGCACCUAAAGGAAGGAACUCCGAUGAAGGAGAUGAAUGUGGUAAGUUUGAUCCUAUCUCGGCUUGAAAUCGUUAUAUAAAUUGUUGUUUUAGCUUCAAAAAUUAAUGUUUGAAGGUAAUUUUACAAUUUUAGAACGGUGAUAAGUAUUAUGCGUUUGGAGAUACAGCUUUUCCGGCUGAUUGCCUUACAGCUUUGCAAAUGUUAGGUCAAGAGGAGUUCUACACCUUGGAAGAUGUGGUAUUUUGCUGGAGUAUGAUUGACAAAGAACAUAACUUCUAUGUCCGAGAAGCAACUGGGCGAAAGUUAAAGGCUGUCACAUUGAUUCAAAAGUAAGGUUUCAUUUUUGUGUAUUAAUUCUGGUUUUAGGCGUAAAUUGAACACUUAUCUGACGAGUGAUAUCAAUAGUGCUUUGGGUUUGGUCCCGAAUGCUCCGUAUGCCGCUUCUGUUCCAGUAUCUGAUCUUUUGAGCAAAGUGGAUGUGUCAGACGAGCCUGAGGCUAAACGGUUACGGUUGGAUGAAAGGUAGGGUAAUAUUUCUAAUAUGCAUGCAGUCUUUAGGUAACAAUUUCAUAAACGGAUAUUGAAAGAAUUCGUUGGUAUAUAAGAGAAUAUGUUUCUGUGUUGUAUUAAAAUGUGUUAAAAACGUUCUUUUAGCGAACAAAACACAACAUACGAAACCACUGUAAACUAUGAUACCUCAAUGGAAAUUGACAGUCAGCCGAGCCAAGAUGAAGGUAUACGAGCUUUGAAUGCUGACUUGGAUGCUGACAAGAUCACUCAACUUCGAAACAGAGUAAAGAAGAACUUGAAGAAAGCUCCCGUGAACUUGGCCGAAGAUGUAUAUGAUGAUCCUAUAGCAGAGUUUCCUUUCGACGAAGCUUCUGAAGACGAAGUUGGUUUGGCUUUGAAGGAACUGGAAACUCCUGGAUGCUCUAGAGUACAAUUAUACAACUGUGAAGGACUCGAUUUGGAGUCUGUAAUGGAGUAUAUUACGGAGGAAGUGGUACGUUGAGUUUUAAAACUAUACCUUUAUUGUGUUUUAUGCUUUGGUAUUCGUUUGUUAUCUUAUUAUUGUUGUAGACGAAGAAGAACCGUCCAAAUCCGAACAAUUCCUUUGUCAAACCUCAGAUGCCAAUGAAUGGUGCAUCACAGAAGAAGCCAACCACCGGUUACAGUAGGUACGACCAAGAAGUCUUCCGACCUGAGCUGGAUACGGAUUUGGACAUUGACAUGGACUUGUCGUUUAGAGGUAAAUUAUGAUUUUCUUGUGAAAAGGUUGCAGUUUAAUUGUGAGUUACAUCAUUCUUAAGAAUUAUAAGUAUUUCUUUUGUCCUACUGAAAUUACUUGUUUUAGGUAACACAAAGAAGGCUUUGAUGAAACAGCCAUUACUAAGUCAACCUCCAAAACCACCACAACGACUUGACUUUGGUCCUGCAAACGCUUUGAAUCCUAAUGGCAGACCUCCUAAACGUCAAUCUAAGACACCAAUCAUAAUUAUCCCGGCUUCUGGUACAGCUCUUAUAACAAUGUAUAACGCCGAAGACAUAAUUCAGGUAAUUUUUUGAUUUUUUUGAGUUGUUGAACGAUUGACAAAUAUUUUUUAUACAGUAUAUUAUGAUUAUUGUGCGGAUGUUAAACGUAUUUCUUGCAGGAAAUGAAGUUUGUGUCGUCAGAGGAGCGAAAGAAACAGAAGACACGGAGAGAGAACGAAGUUCUGAUUCAUCGACGGAAAGAGAACGGGACUACCGUGCCUUUCAGAAUCAUAGAAGACCCCAAGAAACUGCGAGAUGAAGAAUGGGAUCGUGUAGUAGCUGUCUUCGUUCAAGGCCCAGCUUGGCAAUUCAAGGGAUGGAGGUUCGGAUCGGUCGAUAAAUCCUUCACUCCGACCGAGAUCUUUGCCAGAAUCUGUGCUUUCCAUCUGAAGUUUGACGAACAGCCUUUGGACAAGAACGUGGCACAGUGGUCGGUGAAUGUUCUCUCAUUGUCUCAGACCAAACGACAUCUUGAUAGAGCGGUGUUGAACAAGUUCUGGACAACGUUAGACCGGUACCUAGUGAAGAACAAGCCUCAUCUUCGGUUUUGA
Molecule: messenger RNA, 2113 nt
Organism: Bursaphelenchus okinawaensis
Lineage: Eukaryota; Metazoa; Nematoda; Chromadorea; Rhabditida; Aphelenchoididae
Source: the annotation of a GenBank genome assembly